UGGAGCAAACAAGAGGAUAUAGAACACAGACGUUAAUAAGACGCUGAAAGAGAGAGAGAGAUGUGUGUGUGUGUGUGUGUGUGUGUGACUCUGUGAAUAUGAGGAAGACAUGAAGAUGAAGCAGCAGGACUAAAGGUGGAUUGCACAGAGCCUUUCUCUCCUUGCAAGGGCUUGUCUGCAGUAUCCUUUGUAAAUGGAUGCUGGCUUGUGAACACGACUCGGAGGCCUUCAGUUGUCGGGGAGAUAUCACACCACAGAAGAAGCAGAGAAGAUUUUAUCAGGAAGAUCAAGCAGAACAGGCCAAAUAUCGAACUGAGGUGGACGGUUGCAGAAGCCGAACGAGGGCGAGAGCCAUGUGGGAGGAGAGUGAGGGAGUUUCGCUAUUUGCACGCAUCAAGCCCAAACACUUUCUCUACUGACAAACAGUGAACGUUCCCCGGCCUUCCUCCAGAGCUUUUCCUCAGGGGGAGCCCCUGCUAUGAACCCCAGCUCCAUUGGCUUCAGCAGGCAGUCCAACCUCAGUGCCAGACGCUGUGUGGGCCCACAAGUCUGGGUUCUGCCCACACAGGACUCACAGACUGCCCCUGCACAAAAAGAAUGAAAUACUCCUGAGUUACUCCUCUAUGCGGUGGCUGCCUCUCUACUGUCAAAUUAGUCUGUUGUGAAGUUUUGUCUGCCUCUUCCGCAGCAAGUUCAUACCUUUAGCGAAAACCCCGCCCAGCUCCUCCACCGACUCCUUUUCGGUCACCACUUCGUUUUAAUUUGCUUUCCCAUCAAGCAGCAGCACGAGUUCCUUUGUGCUUACCACGUGGUGGAGGACCAUGGGAUGCCGUCAGAGCUCGGAGGAGAAGGAAGCGGCGCGGCGCUCGCGGCGAAUCGACCGGCACUUACGGUCAGAGAGCCAGCGGCAGAGGCGUGAGAUCAAGCUUCUGUUGCUGGGCACGAGCAACUCGGGCAAGAGCACCAUUGUCAAACAGAUGAAGAUCAUCCACAGCGGAGGCUUCAACCUGGAGGCCUGCAAGGAGUACAAGCCCCUCAUCCUGUACAAUGCCAUUGACUCGCUCACCCGCAUCAUCCGUGCCCUCACCACUCUCAAGAUCGACUUUCACAAUGCUGAUCGCGCCUACGACGCCGUGCAGCUCUUUGCCCUCACGGGGCCGGCCGAGAGCAAGGGGGAGAUCACUCCAGAGUUACUGGGGGUCAUGAAGCGUCUUUGGGCCGACUCAGGGGUCCAGGAGUGCUUUCAACGAUCCAAUGAGUACCACUUAGAGGACAACACUGCCUACUACCUGAAUGACCUGGACCGCAUCUCUGCAGCUGAGUAUAUCCCCACUGUAGAGGAUAUCCUGCGAUCCCGCGACAUGACCACCGGCAUUGUGGAGAACAAGUUCACCUUCAAGGAGCUCACCUUCAAGAUGGUGGAUGUGGGUGGACAGCGUUCGGAGAGAAAGAAGUGGAUCCACUGCUUCGAGGGCGUGACUGCAAUCAUUUUCUGUGUCGAGCUAAGUGGCUAUGACCUCAAACUCUAUGAGGACAACCAGACGAGCCGCAUGGCCGAGAGCUUGCGCCUGUUUGACUCCAUCUGCAACAACAACUGGUUCACCAACACGUCGCUCAUCCUCUUCCUCAACAAGAAGGACCUGUUGGCUGAGAAGAUCAAACGCAUUCCUCUGACAGUGUGCUUCCCUGACUACAAAGGUCAGAACACCUAUGAGGAGGCAGCUGUCUAUGUGCAACGGCAGUUUGAGGACCUCAACCGCAACAAGGAGACCAAGGAGAUCUAUUCGCACUUCACUUGUGCCACUGACACCAGCAACAUCCAGUUUGUGUUCGACGCUGUCACGGACGUGAUCAUCCAGAACAAUCUCAAGUACAUUGGGCUGUGCUAGGACCUGAGACUGGGUGGGUGGGGGUGGGGGUGAGUGAAGCAGGCUGCUUUGGCAGCAGUCACCCCGCCAUCAGGCUGGAUAAACAAAAGGCAUGUCAGUCUGCCUGACAGUUUAUCUCUUUGAAGAGGUGCAACAGAGAACUGCAGAUGAAAUGAUGAUGGUCAGAGAGGGACGAUACUGUAGAUUCAAGUGUUUCAAUUGAAACAAUGGAGCUGGUGGGCCAUGGUCAAGAUGGGAUUUUUACCCAAUGUGUUUGCACUGAAUUUGAGUAUGCAGAGACACCCAAACAGACACACACACAAACAAACACGCACCGACACACACCUUUACUUUGCUCACACACAAGAUCCUUGGAUCUGCAGUCAAGCACUUGUUUGACAAGGCAACACUGGAUAUUUUAGACAGCUACCCCUACCUGCCUGCCAAACCUGAGGGAGUCGGUCUGUACUGGUGGCUUUCAGUUACGUUUGUCUACUUUAUUUUAUUUGCCAGAGUCAAUUAAUGCUGCUUUUCAAGAAGAAAUUUGACAGAAUCAAUGUUCUCUUUUGGAUCUUCACCCUAACAAUGGUAGCCAGUGAGUGCACCUGAUGAGAAUAAUGAUCAGUAGACAUGAUGUCACAGGGUUUCUGCCUAAAAAAGGAAACUGCCACAGUGUAAAGCUUAAGUGAAGUACGUUUUCUACACACUAUUUCUGUUUUGCCCGUUGGUCGACUCUCUAACGUUGUUCUUUUCCCCUCUUUCUUUUAUCUUUUUUUGUGCUUUAAAAAAAAAGAAUAUGUCUCUCAAACCUGCCUUUUACAGCAGGUCACUGACUUAUCAUACCAGGAGAGUGUUAUGCUCCAUUGAGUCUAAAGUAUUCUUUAUAAUCAUUCCAGUUUCCAGCAAGAGACAACAAAAACAGUGCCAAGUUCAAUUUGUAAAUAAAACCAGAUCCCAUCCAUUACCUUCAAUUUUGCUUUGUUUUUAUGGACAAAUACAUUAAAACAUGCAUGAUUUUGUUACUUUGGGAUACUAAUAUAUUUUCUUUGGGAUUAUGUUCCUCUUAGGUUUAAAUAAUAUAUUCCCAAAAAUAUAUAUAAAAGUCAAACACUGUGUACGAUUGUACAGUUGUCAGAGAGGAAUCUAUUGAAAAGAGUUUUAUCAGUAUAAUGACGGUUAUUAUGAUGUUAUGAUGAUGAUGAUGGUGAUAGUGGUGAUGAUGAUCACAAUGAUGACAACAAAAGUCUUACUAAAAAGUUAGCAUGAGAGUAUAAGGUGGGUCAAAGGAGAACAAGACUGUAGAAAAAUAUGAAAAUGAAGAAGCAAACCUUGAGAGUUCAAUCUUCCUUGCAUUAUCUAAGUGGAAAUUGUUAAACAGCCAGUCAGUAUGAUGUGUAAAUAUACUGUAAGGUACACUCUUUGUUCAAACAAAUGAAAAUAAAGGUUGAGCUGGGAUACUGUAAGUGAGAUAAAGAGAGAGCGAGAGAAAGAGACGGAGGAAAACCCCACUCCACUCCUCCUCUUACCCUUUCUUUUCAGUUCAGAGGGUGAUGUGCAAACAACUCAGCUAAGGGCUUCAGGCUUGACUUUACGGGAUGUCCACCUCAACAAAAGACAAAACAAGUAAAAAAGAAAUAUAAAAAGGACAAUAACUAUGAAUAAAACAACU
Chelmon rostratus (copperband butterflyfish) is the source of this 3537-nucleotide messenger RNA. RefSeq names its product guanine nucleotide binding protein (G protein), alpha z polypeptide (gene gnaz). Gene Ontology annotation, cellular component: heterotrimeric G-protein complex. NCBI's taxonomy places the organism in Eukaryota, Metazoa, Chordata, Actinopteri, Chaetodontiformes, Chaetodontidae. Gene Ontology annotation, biological process: adenylate cyclase-modulating G protein-coupled receptor signaling pathway. The coding region runs from base 822 to 1889 and encodes 355 amino acids. The transcript has 3 exons. The record is from RefSeq and is a predicted model, not a curated record. Gene Ontology annotation, molecular function: G protein-coupled receptor binding; GTP binding; G-protein beta/gamma-subunit complex binding.